ACUUCCCCUUUAAUGCCAUCAGUACGGGUUGAUUUCGGUCGGCAGAAUGAAUUCAACUAAAGUUACCGCUUUUUAACUUUCUGCCAACUCACAGUAAAAGGCGUAACUUCGUCUUGUAGAUGUACGCGUGCUUAUCGCUGAUGUUUUAAAGUGUUUGUGUAUAGUAAUGUUGUGGUUAGUGUGCUUGUUGUUGUCGGGUGUGAUGAACACUGGACCAGCUGAAGGAUAUUUCCAUGAGGAGCGCUGGAGCCCGGAGUCUGCUGAACUCGCUCCCCGAAUAAUGAUCUCGCUCAUCUGCCGUAACGCUCAGCACUCGCUGCCUCAUGUACUGGGUGCUAUUGAGCGUCUAAAUUAUCCAAAAGAUCGUAUUGCCCUCUGGGUGGCAACUGAUCACAGUAUUGACAACACUACAUAUAUGCUGCGAGACUGGCUUAUCAAUGUACAGAAGCUAUACCAUAAUGUGGAGUGGAGGCCGAAGGAGGAACCAAGAGCAUAUUUUGAUGAGCAAGGACCCAAGGAUUGGACGAAUGAGCGGUACGCCUACGUAAUGAGACUGCGUCAAGCAGCGCUCGAAUCUGCACGAGAAAUGUGGGCAGACUAUCUCAUGAUGAUUGACUGUGACAAUCUCCUGACCAAUCGUGAUGUCUUAUGGAAGUUAAUAAAGGAGAACAAGACAAUUGUGGCUCCGAUGCUGGAGUCUCGUGCGGCCUAUUCCAACUUUUGGUGUGGAAUGACAUCCCAGGGCUACUAUAAACGAACGCCUGCAUACAUUCCCAUACGCAAACAAGCGAGAAGGGGCUGUUUUGCCGUUCCCAUGGUGCACUCGACGUUCCUGGUGGAUCUACGGAAAGAAGCCUCCAGACUGCUGGCUUUUCACCCACCGCAUCCAGACUACACGUGGGCCUUCGAUGACAUCAUAAUCUUCGCCUUUUCAGCCCGUAUGGCAGAUGUCCAGAUGUUUGUUUGUAAUAAGGAGACAUUCGGAUUUCUCCCAGUCCCUCUUCGCAUCCACAGCACGUUGCAGGAUGAGGCAGACAGCUUUAUUCAUACUGUACUAGAGGUCAAUGUACGAAAUCCCCCAGUUGAACCUUCUAGACACCUUCCCAAACCUGUGAAGACGCCUGACAAAAUGGGAUUUGAUGAGGUGUUUAUGAUCAACCUGAAGCAACGAGCUGAUCGACGCGAGCGCAUGCUGAGGGCACUGCGAGAGCAAGACAUUACCUGCAAGAUUAUUGCCGCUGUUGAUGGCAAGGCAUUGAAUGUCAGUGACAUCCAUGCAAUGGGAAUCCACAUGCUGCCCGGCUAUAGUGACCCCUAUCAUGGAAGACCGCUGACAAGAGGAGAGAUGGGCUGUUUCCUUUCCCACUACAACAUCUGGAAAGAGAUUGUAGACAGAGGCUUGAAGACCUCAUUGGUCCUUGAAGAUGAUUUGCGCUUUGAGAUCUUCUUCAAACGCCGCCUGCAGAAUCUGAUGCACGAGGUUGAGAGUAAAGGUCUGGAUUGGGAUCUCAUUUAUAUUGGGAGGAAGAGGAUGCAGGUGGACCAUCCUGAGAAAGCAGUACCAAAAAUUCGCAACCUAGUGGAGGCGGACUACUCCUACUGGACCCUGGCUUACAUGAUGUCUUUACAGGGAGCCAGAAAACUCCUCAAAGCAGAACCACUCAGCAAAAUGUUACCUGUGGAUGAGUUUCUGCCUAUUAUGUUUAAUAAGCAUCCUGUAUCGGAUUACAUGGAGCAUUUCGAGACAAGGGAUCUAAAAGCAUUUUCAGCUGAGCCUUUGCUGGUGUUUCCUACACACUACACGGGUGAACCUGGGUACAUCAGUGAUACAGAAACAUCCACGGUGUGGGACAAUGACAAGGUGCGUACAGAUUGGGACAGGAAGCGGUCGGGUAAGACUAAAGAACAGGCUGAGAUCAGCACAAAGGCACAAAACACGAAUGUGCUCCACUCUCCACUGGACAGAACGGCUCGAGAUGAGCUAUGAGAGACACACCGAUUGACCCGUGACAUUACUGAGAUUGUAUCAGUUUUUCUUCAUCCUCUCUAUCUGAGGACAUUGUCAAACGUGUUUCCUGUAAGUGAGCUGUUUGACUGAUCAGAAGAAGGCUUGAAAAUGUUUCUUAUUUGUUUGUUUUUAAGCUUGACUAUCUAGAUAAACUGACUCUACCUAAUA
This is a messenger RNA of Paramisgurnus dabryanus, 2176 nucleotides long. The record is from RefSeq and is a predicted model, not a curated record. Lineage: Eukaryota; Metazoa; Chordata; Actinopteri; Cypriniformes; Cobitidae.